Molecule: messenger RNA, 1517 nt
Organism: Apis mellifera (honey bee)
Lineage: Eukaryota; Metazoa; Arthropoda; Insecta; Hymenoptera; Apidae
Gene: FeCH
Product: ferrochelatase, mitochondrial
Exons: 8
Coding region: 275-1366 (363 amino acids)
Biological process (GO): heme biosynthetic process
Molecular function (GO): protoporphyrin ferrochelatase activity
Source: RefSeq, a predicted model, not a curated record
CUUUCGCGUUGUUACAUAAAUUUUUCGCGUAUUAUCCGAAUAACUUACCGUAUGACUUUUAGUGUAUUACUUUUACCAAACCAUAUUUCGCCUAUAUCUCCGUAUUCCCUAAAAUUAUCAAGUUCUUCCGAGUAAAUCCUUUCCCAACUAAAACAUAAUCGUGUCAUAAAGUAAUGCUUAUCGAGUGUUUCAUAUUUACGAAUACGGAAGACAAUGUACAAAUUUGUCCAUUUUGUCUUAUCGUCAUUUCGUUACCACAGUAUUUUUAAACCAAAUGAAUAAUAUUAAACCAAAAACAGGAAUCUUAAUGUUAAAUAUGGGAGGUCCUAGUAAAAUUGAUGAGGUGCAUGAAUAUUUAUUACGUAUAAUGACAGAUCGUGAUAUGAUUCAACUACCAUUUCAAAGUCGACUAGGACCUUGGAUAGCAAAGUCUCGUACACCUAAAGUACAAAAAAAGUAUGAAGAAAUUGGAGGUAAAUCUCCUAUUUUAGAAUGGACAAAUAAACAAGGCAAACUUUUGUGUGAAAAAUUGGAUAAAAUUUCACCAAAAACAGCACCUCAUAAACAUUAUGUUGCAUUCCGUUAUGCUAAUCCUCUUACUGAGAAUACACUUCAAAAGAUAGAAGAAGAUGGUGUUGAACAUACAAUAAUCUUUUCUCAAUAUCCACAAUAUUGUUGUGCUACAAGUGGAUCAAGUUUUAUUGAAAUAUAUAAGUAUUAUAAAAACAGACAAUUACCUUCUAACAUGAAAUGGAGUGUAAUAGAUAGAUGGGCAACGCAUCCAUUAUUCAUAGAGACAAUUACAGAAAGAAUUAAGGAAGAAUUAGUUUUAUUCCCCGACGAUAUAAGAAGCGAUGUUAUAAUUUUAUUUUCAGCUCAUUCACUACCAUUGAAGGCUGUAUCUAGGGGGGAUGCUUAUGCAUCUGAAGUAGCAGGUACAGUUGCUUUAGUAAUGGAAAAGUUACAAUAUUGUAACCCAUACAAACUAGUAUGGCAAUCAAAGGUUGGCCCAGUAUCUUGGUUGGAGCCUUUUACCGAUGAUGCCAUAAAAGCUUAUGUAAAGCAAGGGAAAAAACAUUUUAUAUUAGUACCAGUAGCAUUUGUUAACGAACAUAUUGAAACUCUUCAUGAAUUAGAUAUCGAGUAUUGUAAAGAAUUAGCAGAAGAACUCGGCAUUGAUAAAAUAAGGAGAACUGCUGCUCCUAAUGAUCAUCCUACAUUUAUAAAUGCUUUGGCAGAUAUUGUAGUUUCUCAUCUUAAAUCAAAUAAUUCUCUAAGUCCCAUGUUCUUGACACGUUGUCCUCAUUGUGUUAGUGGCAAUUGUGCAGAAAGCAAAAAGUGGUAUGCGCAAAUAUGUAGAAAUUAAAACAAGGAUGCAUCGUGAAAAAUUUAUCCAUAUUAUUUAUUUACAACAGAUAGAUAUUUUUUAUAAUAUAUAAAUGAAAAAUAUCUACUUUUGUAAUUCGUUUUGUAUGAUAUAACGUGUUUUAAAUAAAAUAUUCUUAUUUCUUGAUGAA